Messenger RNA from Amblyraja radiata (thorny skate), 3660 nucleotides. RefSeq names its product zinc finger and BTB domain-containing protein 39-like. Lineage: Eukaryota; Metazoa; Chordata; Chondrichthyes; Rajiformes; Rajidae. Gene Ontology annotation, cellular component: nucleus. Gene Ontology annotation, biological process: regulation of transcription by RNA polymerase II. Bases 1453 to 3567 code for a protein of 704 amino acids. The transcript is spliced from 2 exons. The record is from RefSeq and is a predicted model, not a curated record. Gene Ontology annotation, molecular function: protein binding; DNA-binding transcription factor activity, RNA polymerase II-specific.
GAGUCCUCCCAGCCGCCAGGGCGAGGGUGCUGGUCCUCCCAGCCGCCAGGGCGAGGGUGCUGGUCCUCCCAGCCGCCAGGGGGAGGGUGCUGGUCCUCCCAGCCGCUAGGGUGCUGGUGCUGAUGCUGGUGCCCCCGGCACCGGAGUGGCGCCUCUCGGCGGAAUCCCGUCGCUUGUUUAAAGAACUGUUGACGGCGGCGGCGGCGGCUCCUCCCGGGCCCGGCCCAGCGCAGCGCAGCCCAGCCUGGCGGGCGACACGGCCUGACCUGCUGAAUGUUUCCAGCAUUUUCAGACAGGACGCAGUCUGCUUGUUUACCCCAUCUCUACCUCAAGACUGCAUUGAACAUUUCCACUCAAUUCAGGACAACACCCAGUGAACUCACUUAACUUCUCAAGGGCAGUUGGGAAUAGACAAAAAUCUUGUCCCUGCCACCAAUGUGCAGGUGCUGAGAAUGCAAGCAAAAUAAAUGACUUGUGAUGUUCUUGCCAGUGAAACAAGGUGCUUUUGGUAUUAACUCAUUUUACAAGUUUAAAAAUUCUGGUUAAGUGGAAAUAUUCAGAUGUCGAGGCAACUGAUGUACCCCCUUGAUGAAAUAAGGCAUCUCAGAGUCUUAGACUACAGGUUAGCUGAAGGCAUGUGCAAACUUGAUGCAUGGUUUAGGAAGUUACAGAAUUCUUGUUUAAUGAUAUCCUUUUCCCACACCUAAUCCAGUAGAUUUUUCCAAUAACCUAGUGCAUUGCAUCUGCUUUUGGACAAGCUGAUUGGGCUGUGUUUUUAUUUUUUUGUUUGGUUUGUCACUUUCAUUUUGUCUCCAAUCACUUGUGUCCAUAUAAAAAGUAUCAUUAACAAAUGAACCAUAAUGUUCUUUUAUUCAUGUAUUUUUCUGCCUUGAAGAUGGUCCUUAAAAACCUCCUUCUUUGACCAAGUAUUUGACUGAAUGCCCUUUGGCUUAGAAUCAGUUGUGUGCCUGGUGUUGCCUUGGGAUAUUUAAAAUUUUUAAGAUUCCAUGUAAAUGUAAGUGUUGUCAUUUUUUUACUUAAAAUCAAGACAGUGGAACUAUUAAGUCACAUAUUGGAGUGAAGAAAAAUGCCACAGAUGGUUGUGGAGGCCAAGUCAAUGGAUAUUUUUAGGGAGAUUGACAGAUUCUUGAUUAGUUCGGGUGUCGGGGGUUAUGGGGCGAAGGCAGGAGAGGGAAAGAUAGAUCAGCCAUGAUUGAAUGGUGGAGUAGACUCGAUGGGCCGAAUGGCCUCAUUCUGCUCCGAGAACUUAUGAAGAGCUACACAAGGCAGUCUAAGAAUGUUAUAUUUGCAGUAUCUUGCAUUGUAACUGAUACUGCUGUCUUCAUUUGCAGGCUUUUCUUUGCGCAAGUUAUCUUUGAAAUGUGAACAGCAACGUGCUGUGUGGGCCAGUGGAUUUGAGAUUAGCGGAGGUUUUCAGAAACAUUUGAAAGAAUGGGUAUGAGAAUUAAACUACACAGUGCUGACCACCCUAAUAAUCUUCUGAAGGAACUCAACAAGUUUAGGCUUUCCGAAAUCAUGUGUGAUGUAAUCAUCGUGGUGGGCAACCGGACGUUUUCAGCCCACAAGUCUGUGUUGGCAUGCGCUGCCGGUUACUUCCAGAAGCUCUUUCUCAACUCCGAGGUGAACUCCGUCAGAACAUAUGUGGUAGACUUCAUCACACCAUCCAACUUUGAAAGGAUCUUGAACUUUAUUUACACCGCAGAGCUUUUCACAGAUCUCAUCAACGUGGGCGUCAUCUACGAGAUGGCAGAGAAGCUGGGAAUGCAGGAUCUGCUGAAGGCUUGUUACUCCACAUUCCCCGACUUGGAAAAAACACAAUCGAGCAAAGUGGGAGAACGGCCAGCGGAAGACUACGCGCUUCUCCCCCUGCCCUCCAAUGAACAAAACCCGCCCAGGGGAAACUCGAGGACCACAGCAUCGCAGUUUUGUCAAAAUCGAGGUUACAUCAUGCAGGUGGAGGUGGCAGAGGGGUUCAAGAGUGAAGAAAGAAAUCCCACCAGUGAAAAUGGACCCUCUGUGAUGUACCAGCAAUCAACAAAAACUGAAGAUAGCCUGAAGAUGGAAUACAGCCAGCCCACAUCCACUGAGAGUGUUCCCCUGACCACCAACAAAACCCCUUGUGAGCUGUAUGGGAUUCAAAGUAAUGGAUAUUAUCAGACCAAUUUACUGAUGGCUGGAGAAUCUCUGAAAGAAGGUGGAAACAAUGUUGACCUCCAAGAUCAUUCACUGAAGGAAAUGGAAUGCAUGCAGUUUGAAGGUAUUGAAGCGGAUGGCCUUAAUUUUGAUGAGCACCAGGAGAGUAGGGGUGCUUCGGAAGAGGUAAUAGAGCUGACAGAUGACAGUGAAGAUGACAGUCUGGUGUGUGUCAAGGACUGCAACACUGAAGGCAAGAGCAUGCCGUGCCAGGUGUGUGGCAAGGAGUUACCGGCUAACAUCGCAGUGAUUCGGCAGCAUGGCAAACUCCACAUUGAUGCCAAGGAGGGGCUGUGCAGAGUGUGUGGCACAAAGUUCACUGACAGGAGCUCUCGAAUCACCCACGUUUUGUCUCACGUUGGAAUUUUCCUCUUCUCGUGUGAUAUGUGUGAAAUGAAGUUUGUGACACAGUGGCAAGUGGCUGGACACAGGAAAGCCAAACCAUAUGAUACUAACAUUAUUGUGCAGCCCAAUGCCAUGCUCCCAUCUGAGCCCAAUUUUGGGGGCUCUCCAACGGAACUCUUCUGUGCAGUCUGUGGAAAGGCCAUGGCUAAAGACUAUCUCGCUGUGAAAGAGCACAUUCUUUCUCACCUCGACAUGAAAAGCCUUUCCUGCUGCGUCUGCGAGCAGCCUUCGAGAUCUGUCUGUAGCCUGAUGUGGCAUGUUUUGUCCCAUAUGAAUAUAUCUAUUUUUUCCUGUUCUGUAUGUGGUAAUAGCUUUGUAGAUCGAACAAUUCUAGAGCAACACAUGGCCUCACAUCAGGGUAUGAAAUAUUUAUUUGAAUGUCAUUUUUGCAGUAGAAAAUUCCGACUGGAGGCUUCUUAUCAAAACCACGUGAAGAUCCACAAGAGGCAUAACUCGGACAAUGCAAAGGGUGUUACUGCUCAACAUCAGUGGCUCAAAAAGACUUUAACGACGUCACUGUCAGACGAGUCUACGAGUGAUGGCCAUGUGGCCACUCUACAGCAGGAGAACCUUCUCUCCCUUCCCUUAAACCACGGCAAGACCACCUGCAAAGGGAACUGGUACGAAUGUGAGUUUUGCAGGAAGAGGUUUUCUCAUUCCAGUGAGUUUCAGUAUCACCUACGAAUUCACUCGGGGGAGAAGCCCUAUGAAUGUAAGCUGUGCCACAAGUUCUUCAGGGGACGAUCGACUGUCAAAAACCACCUAAAGACUCAUUCCGGAGCCCUCAUGUACUGCUGCACGGUGUGCCAGAGGUACUGUCCCACCCUCAACCUUAUGAUUAAGCAUGUGGAGAUGCACAAGGAUGGAGGCCUGCCUCCUGAUUUUAACAUUGCACAGACUUUUAUGUACAUUGUACAUUCCAAACAGUCAGUAAAAAUGAUGGACUAAUCUUUUAUUUUGAAAGGAAACAGACCCAAUGUCGGUUUGACAAACUGUAUUCUGAAUUAGACAUCAAAUAAAUUCUCACUUUAAUGCACAGUA